Danaus chrysippus (African queen) is the source of this 2229-nucleotide messenger RNA. The record is from the annotation of a GenBank genome assembly. NCBI's taxonomy places the organism in Eukaryota, Metazoa, Arthropoda, Insecta, Lepidoptera, Nymphalidae.
AUGGCACUCAAGCUAGGAAAAUGCAGAUUGUGCCUGAAACUGGGUGACUUCUAUUCGAUCUUCACUAUGGAUAACAAUUUACAGUUGGCGGAGAUGGUAAUGGAAUGUGCUCGAGUUAAAAUAUAUGAAGGUGAUGGACUACCAGACAAAAUUUGUAGUGAAUGUAUACAGAAACUUAGCAGCGCUCACAUUUUUAAACAGCAAUGUGAGAGGUCAGAUCAAGAGUUGAGACGCAACUAUAUUCCACCUCCAGAUUUCAGCUCUACACCUCCGCCACCUAAUAGACAGAGCAGUGACUCUGCUAUAUCAACUCACCUGGAAGUUUCGAAGCCUUUGUCUUCAAAUGACAGCAAAUUGUCAAUCGCGAGCAAGGUCACGCCCAUCAGUCGUAACAGAAAACGCAGUAAGGAUAGUAUGGGUGACGCAUCGACUAGUAGCGACUGUAGACCAGGCAGUUCUAAACGAGUUGAGGAAUUGAGACGGACGCGCAAGAAACCAAAAAUGCUCUCGAAUUACGAAUCCGACUUCGAUGACAGCGGCUCGUUUUACUCUCAGGAAACCGAUUCAGACGAUCCGCUACAGUACAAAUGUGAGAUAUGUGCCAGAGCAUUCAAGUCAAGGAACAGUCUGUCAGCACAUUCCAAAUGUCAUAAAAGAAAAAAUGCAAUAAAAUAUGACCCGGUGACCAAAGAAGUUUCAAUGUUGAAUACAUACGUACCAGAACUAUCUAAUGUGAGAGACGCUCAGGAUGAUGACGAUAAACUGAAGUGCGAAAAAUGUGGGAAAGAAUUCAAAUUGAAGAUAAUGCUCAAAAGACACAACGAGAUCUGUAGCAGGCCACCAAUGAAAGAACUCCUGAUAUCUCUAGAACCGAUGAACGCUAUACAUAAAAGAAACAGACUGGAUUGCGAGCAUUGUUCCUUGAAAUGUAGAACAAUCGAGAGCUUAGAGGAGCACACGAAGAUCGAACAUGGAGUGGAUCUGGACAAAGACAAGGUGUGCAUGAGGGAUCGCGACGGAAAAUUAUGUGUGCCGUGCUGUUACUGUGAAGAAAAUAUAGACGACUUCUAUAAAUACACCGCUCAUAUAGCUGAAUGUAACAAGAAGAACAACGAAACGGACGUCGUGUGCCCCGUCUGCAAACAGACGACGACGAAAACAAAUUACUUCGUACACGUUAAGGAGCAUUUCUUUCCAACUCGAACGAUUGAAUCUGGUGCUACACAAGAGAAUUUCCAGUGCAGAAUGUGCAACAAAGAGCUGCCGAGUCAGGAGUUGCUCAUCAAACACCUGGCUGCUCACAUGUCCAAUAUAGAUGACGCCGAUGAGGGAGGCGACGAAGAGUCUCGAGCGAGUACGGUUGAAGACUGUGGAUCGAUACAUUCUGAAUACAGCAUAAAUACGCCAAAAACAACUUUGCGGUGUAAACAUUGUGAUAAGACGUUUAAAUAUAAAAAAGCCUUGCAAUCUCACGAGGAAAAGCAUAGAAGUGAAGUGAAAACAGAAGUUCCCGAAACAAAUCAGUCAACAGAUAGUAUUAACGAAAUGGACCAAUCAUUCGGACAGUAUGACUCAGAUACUAGUCAAGAAGACGGCGAAGACGAUAACACUUGUGAUAUUUGUGAAAAACAGUUUUCAUACAAGAGACAGCUGUUGCAGCACAAGAGAACCAAGCACCACAUGACGUCGGGAACAAAGAGAGCGAAGAUUAACUUGAAGGACUGUUCGGUCCGGUGCUUGAUAUGCGACAUAGAGAUGAAGGUUAGCGCCAUCAACGAACACAACCAGACACAUAUCUCAGUGAACAUCAAGCCCAGGAACCUGUACACGUGUCUGGAGUGCACUCAACAGUUUAAGAGCUGCAGCGCUCUGGCCAGCCACAUCAAGCUGGUCCACCGGCUCAAACAACAGCCGAUGGAUUCUAAAGUGAAAGCGGAUCUGGCGGAUUUUUGUGAAGUCGUUGUGACCAAGGCGGAACCCCUGGACGAGCUCCAGAAUCACAACGGCGUAAAUGAAAAUUCCGCCAGCGAUGUUAAACCUUUAGUCAACAUGAGCGGAUUCAGCUGUCCCACUUGCAACAAAACUCUGCCCACCCUGAUAUCACUCAAGAGGCAUAUCAACUGGCACAAUAAUGUUGGUAAGAACAUGGAAAAGAAAUUGGAAUGCUUUGUAUGUAAAGAGGUCGGUAGGCUGUUCAUCGGUUACAAUGUUCCUUACCAUAUCUUCUAA